UGAAGCGGAUCUGAAGAUAUUAAUUAAUUUCCAUUUUUUUCCUAAAACCUCAACCCCAUUUUUUGUCAGAAAACAUUUUUCGACCACAGUUUAUAAAGCAGACUAACAUUAAUUUUUCAUGUAGAUUCACACCCUUAAAUAUUCGCAUAUCAUUAAGGAACACCCUGUAUAACAAAUAAUGACGUCAGUUUGGUUGACACUGCACUUCGCACACAACGCUUCAGUGACCCUUCAACGUUUUGUUCGCAUAUUUUCAAUAAGUUAUAUAUUUGCAUCUUCCCUGUUAGACCGGUUUUAA
Messenger RNA from Acanthoscelides obtectus, 298 nucleotides. NCBI's taxonomy places the organism in Eukaryota, Metazoa, Arthropoda, Insecta, Coleoptera, Chrysomelidae. The record is from the annotation of a GenBank genome assembly.